Molecule: messenger RNA, 536 nt
Organism: Selaginella moellendorffii
Lineage: Eukaryota; Viridiplantae; Streptophyta; Lycopodiopsida; Selaginellales; Selaginellaceae
Product: cytochrome b-c1 complex subunit 7-2
Exons: 4
Coding region: 36-398 (120 amino acids)
Biological process (GO): mitochondrial electron transport, ubiquinol to cytochrome c
Source: RefSeq, a predicted model, not a curated record
CAGAACACGAGCCCUAAUUCUCUGGAGGGCACGCGAUGGGGCUCGCGAAGACGCUGCUUGGGCCGACUUUCAACUAUUUCGCCAGGCGCUACAAGGCCAAUGUGGAGAAGGAGCUCAGGAAAUUCGGGCUGAGAUACGAGGACCUGCUGGAUCCAAUGGGGGAUCCAGACCUGGAGGAGGCAUUGAGCCGCCUCCCACAGCACGAGCUGGACUUGCGAAACCAGCGGCUCAAGCGCGCCAUGGACCUCUCGAUGAAGCACACUCACCUCUCCAAGGAAAUGCAGGCGAAGCAAACUCCAUUCCUGCCAUACGUGCAGGAUCAGCUCCAACAGGUGAGAGCCGAGCGCAAGGAACGCGAAGCCUUGGGAUCCGACGUUCCAUACACUCGCGCGAUCUAGUCCUCUGGGCAUCGACAAGAAGAAAAGGAUCAAAGCACUCGUACUGUUUUGGACAAAUAAUGUGUGUUUCUUUCGACAUACCGAGGAGGUAACAUUCAAGCAAAGUUCGAUCUAAUGUAUUCCCGGUCUUGCUCAAAA